This is a messenger RNA of Oryzias melastigma (Indian medaka), 12911 nucleotides long. It is a transcript of the gene reln, whose product is annotated as reelin. Lineage: Eukaryota; Metazoa; Chordata; Actinopteri; Beloniformes; Adrianichthyidae. The transcript has 65 exons. Gene Ontology annotation, biological process: neuron migration; central nervous system development. Gene Ontology annotation, molecular function: lipoprotein particle receptor binding. The coding region runs from base 1250 to 11686 and encodes 3478 amino acids. The record is from RefSeq and is a predicted model, not a curated record.
UUACAAAAAGGUUGGAGUAGGACUUUUUUAGUAGGACAGUUUUUUUUUAAGUUUCAAUCUUUAAUAUUUUCUUUAUUGCAUUUUCUCUUUCUGAAUAUCCUUUGGAAACAAGGCUGUGUUCUUGUCUUUCCCGAAAAUCCCUUUUUAAAUAUCAUCUUGUUCUCUGUAGGGAAUAUAUUUUGAAGGUGGAGUUGGUUGGGGGCCAAAGUGAAUCAUCUACAAACAGAAGAGUGGAGACAAAAUGUAGAUGAAGAGGACAAGAUAGAGAUGAAGGACACAAAUGCUUCUCUGGGGCCCUGGAGAAAGCAGAAAUGUAGCUGGUGUCUGCACUGAAGUGGCAGAUUAAUGUAGAGCUGAGCGCUGGCACAUGCUGCUCUGACGGGGGGAGAGAAAAGUUGGAGGGUCUUGUGGAAAAUGAGAUUCUAAUGGAAAGCCCGUGAAAAAGGCAAGUGAGAAGAAAAAAAAUAACAAAUCCAAGGAUUUCUGAGGAUGAGAGGAGGGACGGGUACGUACAGGGUUGAGAAAAGAGGGGAGGGCGACCAAACAGAAGAGCAGCACGUUGAGCAAUAGAUAGCUUAGGAGCUUAGGAGUGAGGGAGGAAGGAGGUGUGAUAGUGGGUGGGAGAGGAGGAGACUGUCUGGUGGAUGGGCAGAAAGACAAAGGAAAAGAGUAAAAUAAGGAUCCGUCAGAGGGCUGGUUGUAGGGAUGAAGAAACUAACAGAUGCACAGAGAUAAGGCAGCCGAGGUCUCAGGAGAGGGGUACAUGAGUGCAACGUGGAGUAACACAAUGUUUUAGUGAGAGGUAAAGAGGAGAUAAGAGAAGGGGGUGUGAGAUUAAGGGGGGAAAGGGAGAGUGAUAGACUGGCAGGGAAAGGGAGGAGAAAGAAGUGGACGGGAAAGAGGAGGGAGGCCGUCUAGGAGAGCUCAUACAGCGCGUGGAUCUGCUGUCAGAGCGUAAGAGGGAGGGAGGAGAGAGGAAACAGAGGGAGGGGGGGUGAGGUAUUUAAACGCCGGAGCAGGACAGCACAGGCGAAGCUCUGAACUCCCCGAGAGUGGAGGUAGGACAGGCGGAGGGAACAGAAGAACAGUUUUCAUGACGGCAAAGCCCACACACCCGCACACAUAACACACUCACACACACACUUUUUUGGACUUGGACUCAUCUGUGGACUCCCAUCCUGUCCUCUGGAGCACCCACCCGUCACCCUCUUCACCCUCCACCUCCCUCAGUGCCCCCGCUUCGUUGGCCAUGGCGCGGGCCUCUCUCGGGGGUCUUUUUGGCUGUGCCCUGUUGUCCCUAGUCCUCGGGAGCGGCAGUGUGGAUUUCGGGGCACCCCCUGCGAGCUUUUAUCCCCGUUUCAACCCAUUCUUCUUCCUGUGCACCCAUCACGGGGAGCUGGAGGGAGCUGGGGUAGCAGAGGGUGGAGGAGAGGUGUUACUCACCCUCCAAAUCACAGGCAGCCCCACCGCCUACACCCCCGGACAGGAGUACCAAGUGACCAUUUCCACUAGUGUGUCCUUCGAUGGGCUGCUGGUGACUGGCCUCUACACCUCUACACCGGUUCAGUCAGCUCCUAUUCCUGCUCCAGCUGCCUUUGGCUUUGGUGUGAUGCCGGAUCGGCAGUUUGCUGGAACCCAGUUUGUCUGCAGCGUUGUGGCUUCUCACGUCAGCCACCAGCCCUCCACCAGCUUCAGUUUUGUCUGGAUCGCCCCCCCGCCUGGAACUGGCUGUGUCAAUUUCCUAGCCACAGCUACUCACAGAGGACAGAUCAUUUUUAAGGAUGCGCUAGCACAGCAGCUCUGUGAGCAAGGAGCUCCAACUGAAUCCCCACUGAGACCUAAUCUUGUGGAACUUCAUGGUAAACAUGUUGUGCUUCGGGAUGACUUUGACUCCAACCUCCAAGCAGAGCUGGACCCCAGCAUAUGGUCUGAGUGCAGCAACUGUGAGGUUGGAGAGCAGUGUGGCGUGCUAAUGCACGGCAGAGCGCUCACUUUCUGUGAGCCCUUCGGAGAGAGACAGCUGACCACUGUAGCACUCAACACCAGCACAGCCUCGGUCCUGCAGUUCGCUUUGGGCUCAGGCUCCUGCCGCUUCAGUUACUCAGACCCCAGCAUCACUGUGUCAUACAGUCUGAUCAGUAACACCAACACCUCAGAUGACUGGAUCACACUGGGGCAGAUCAGAGCUCCUACCAACAGCAGCACUGUUGUUCACCUCCUUACCCUCCCUGAGCCCUCGAAAGCAGAUUCCGUUCGCCUCCGAUGGUCUCAGGAAGCCCCCCACGGACCUGAAGGCUACGAGUCAUGCUGGGGGCUGGACAAUGUGCUGCUGGUCAACGCUGCUCACAGAGUCCCCUUGAUGGAGGACAACUUAGAUCCUCCAGACACCGGGAACUGGCUCUUUUUCCCAGGAGCAACUGUGAAGCAUGCCUGCCAGUCAGAGGGCAACGCUCUGUACUUCCAUGGUGGUGAAGGUGCCGGUCACAGCUUUGCCACCACCAGGGACAUCGAUCUUCACCGAGAAGAGGGAAGAAGCUACUGGGAGGAAGAUUUCGAGAGCCCCCCUUCAAAUUGGGACAUAGAAGGAGCCGCCUAUGGCAUCAAGUGUGGGGAGAUUGAAUCAGGUGCAGCAUUAGUGUUUGAAAAAGAGGGGCGGAGGAGAGUGUGCACUCCCUACAUCGACACCACGACCUAUGGAAACCUGCGCUUCCACUUCACUAUGGGCGGAGGUGACUGCGAUCCAGGAGAGUCACAUGAGAAUGAUGUGAUACUGUUUGGGAGGUCGGAAGGCAGGAGGGAGCGCGUGGUGCUGGACACUCUUCCUUACUCCUCUUACAGGGUUCCUGCUGUGGUAUCGGUGGCCCUGCCAUCGGAGCUCCAAACACCCGUCACUCAGUUCUGUCUGGAGCAGCGCUCCCACGGUGGCGCUAACCGUCAUGUGUGGGCUGUGGACUUCAUGCAGCUGCUCCCUCUGCUGCCUGGCACCCUCACACACGUUGCCCAGUUCUCCAUCAAUCUUGGCUGUGGUUCCUACCAGCCAGCCAACAGCGUAAGCCUGGAGUUCUCCACCAACCUUGGCCGCUCCUGGUUCCUGCUCCACACAGAGUGCCUGCCAGAGCUCUGCACCGGGCCGCAUCUACCACACAGUACCAUCUACUCCUCUGACAACUACAGCGGUUGGACCAGAAUCUCCAUUCCUUUACCCAACGCUGCUCUGACAGAGACCACCUGCUUUCGCUGGAAGCAGUCUGGCACUGGAGCUGGAAACAUGUGGGCCAUAGACAACGUUUAUGUCGGGCCAGCGUGUCUUCGUUUCUGUUCUGGGAGAGGACAUUGUUCCCGAACAGGCUGCAAAUGUGAUCCGGGUUUCAGCGGUCCAGCUUGCGAGCUGGCAUCCCAGACUUUCCCGGCGUUCCUGUCCGAGGGUUUCUCCAGCCCCCGCCUCUCCUCCUACCACAGCUUCUCCUCACUUCGAGGGGCUGAGGUCAGCUUCGGCUGCGGGGUGCUCGCAAGUGGCAAAGCCUUGGUGUUUAACCGGGACAGCAGGAGGCAUUUGAUCACUGCUCCACUAGACAGUUCGCAAGCCAGGUAUCUGCAGUUCACGCUCCGUCUGGGCAGUCGUAGCAUCCUGAGCUCCUGUCCUGCUCCUGACCAGCCAGGAGAGGGCGUCCUGCUGCAUUACUCCUCAGACAACGGCAUCACCUGGACCCUGCUGCAGCACUACGCAUACCAAGGUUUCCAUGAGCCAAGGAUCGUGUCGGUUGAACUCCCGGCAGGAGCCCGUAAAUUCGGUGUGCAGUUCCGCUGGUGGCAGCCGUACCACUCUGGGCGUGGCCAUGACGUGUGGGCGUUAGAUGAAAUCAGCAUGACCUCCGUGCUCUUCAACACCAUUAGUCUCGACUUCAGCAACGUGCUGGACGUCACCCAAAGUCUUGGCUUCUAUCUUGGCCACGUUCAGCCCUACUGCCAACAUGACUGGACUCUCAGUUUCUCUGGUGAGCCCAGCCCUGGCUCUAGUAUCCGCUAUGUUGAGACUCAGUCAAUGCAAAUCGGAGCCUCCUACAGCCUGCAGUUCUCGCUGGUCAUGGGUUGCGGCCGUGAGCCUUCCCCUCACAUUGAUACCCAAGUCCGUCUGGAGUUCUCCACCAAUCACGGCCUCACCUGGCAUCUGGUCAAAGAGGCCUGUCUCCCCGGCAUGCCGAGCUGCUCUGAGUUUACAGCUCCCAGCGUCUACCACCCAUCAGAGUUCAAAGACUGGAGACGCAUCACUCUCUCCUUGCCUCAGAAGACGUGGUCUAGUGCAACCCGGUUCCGCUGGAUCCAGAACUACUAUGGAGAGCAGGACGAAUGGGCUUUGGAUGACAUCUACAUCGGACAGCAGUGUCCCAACAUGUGCCAUGGACAUGGCUGGUGUGACCACGGACACUGCAGAUGCGAUGACGGUUUCUCUGGAACAGACUGCCAGCCUUCCUCCCCGCUCUCCUCUAGCGUUCUCUCUGACUUUGAGUCCCAGGAUGCUCUGCUGGCCACAUGGCAGGAGGUGAUUGGUGGAGAGGUGGUGUCUCCUGAUAUGGGGUGUGGGGUGGUCUCCUCUGGGUCAUCACUAUACUUCAGCAAGGCUGGGCUGAGGCAGCUCGUAAGCUGGGAUCUGGACACUGAGUGGGCGGAGUUUGUGCAGUUCUACCUGCGGGUGGGUGGAGACUGGGCAGAGUGUAACCAGGCGGACAGCAGGGAGGAGGGAGUUCUGCUGCAGUACAGUAACGAUGGGGGCAUUAGCUGGGGCCUCAUUGCUGAGAUGUACUUCACAGAUUUCACCAAGCCCCGUUUUGUCCACUAUGAGCUUCCUUUGGCCUCCAAAACUCCGUCUACAAGGUUUCGAUGGUGGCAGCCUCUUCACUCUGGGGAGGGCUAUGACCAGUGGGCAAUUGAUGAUGUCAUCAUUUUAUCAGAGAGGGAAAAACACAUCAUCCCCAUGGCCAACCCUACACUGCCACAGAAUUUUUACGAGAAGCCAGCGUUCGACUAUCCUCUGAACCAGAUGAGCGUCUGGCUGAUGCUGGGAAAUGAAGGCAUGGAGAGGGAAAGCAACGACAGCUUCUGCGCUCCGACUCCGUCUGCGAUGGUGUUCGGUCGCUCUGAUGGGGACCGGGUGGCUGUGACCAGAGACCUUGCCCUCCGCCCUGGCUACACGCUUCAGUUUAAGCUGAACAUUGGCUGUGAGUCAGAGUUCAGCGGCUCUGCACCGGUGCUGCUGCAGUACUCGCAUGAUGCUGGUCGUACCUGGGCUCUGGUCGGAGAGGGCUGUUACCCAGGGACCCCUGGGGCGGGGGUGUGUGAAGGCAGCAGUCGUGAACUCAGAGAAUCCACUGUGUAUUACACCGGUGACUAUGAGCAGUGGACCAGAGUCACCGUUGUAGUCCCACGUAAUGUUGCAGCCAGCAAAACGAGGUUCCGCUGGUUCCAAGAGAGCAGCAUCCACCGAGAUGCCCCGCCUUUUGCCCUGGAUGGCGUCUACAUCUCCGAGCCUUGUCCAAACCACUGUGGGGGUCACGGUGACUGCAUCUCUGGAGUCUGCUUCUGUGAUAUGGGAUACACAGUGGAGCAGGAUAGCUGUGUCCCAUCUGUUGCGAGCCCAACAGAACUGACGGAGGGCUUUGAAGGAAAGUUGAGUCCUCUAUGGCAGAGCAUAAGUGGUGGACAAGUUGGAGGCGGCUGUGGCAUCAUCGGUGAGGGCAAGGCUCUGUACUUCAGUAGCUCAGGGAGGAGAGAAGCGCGCACCGUGCCUUUGGACACUACAAACACGCGAUUGGUUCAGUUCUACAUCCGGAUUGGCAGCAAGAGUUUGGGACCUACUUGCACCAGGCCGCGAUCCCGGAAUGAAGGCGUCGUUGUCCAGUUUUCUACCAACAAUGGAGUCCAAUGGCAGGUCCUUAGAGAACUGGACUUCAGUUCUUUCUUGGAACCUCAAGUGGUGACCAUUGAGCUUCCCCCUCCAGCAAAAACCCCUUAUACAGUGUUCAGGUGGUGGCAACCACAGCAAGGGAAACAUUCAGCCCAGUGGGCUCUGGACGAUGUUCUGGUUGGUAUGAACGACAGCUCCAGAACAGGUUUCCAUGACAAGUUUGAUGGCACAACUCCUCUGAGGCACAACUGGUACCGCAUUCAGGGCGGGGAGGUGACCGUGGACUGUUUGUCUCUCGACACCGCUCUGACCUUCAACUCAGAAGCCAUAGACAAGAAACCCAGGUAUGCGGAGAGCUGGGACUUUGAGGUGACAGGCUCAUCGUUUCUGCAGUUUGAGUUGAGCAUGGGCUGCAGCAAAUCCACUUCCUUUUCCCACGGCGUGCGACUGGAGUACUCCACUGACUGUGGGCGACAUUGGUCUCUCAUCACUCCCGAGUGCGUGCCACCGGCUAUCGGUUGCGCCGGUUACACUCAGAGCUCCGUCUACACCUCCACCCAAUACAAACGCUGGAAGAGGAUCACCGUCUACCUCCCCAGUGCAGCCAACUCUCCCAGAACACGGUUCCGGUGGAUCCAGACCCACUUCACGCCCGGAGCAGAAGGUUGGGCUCUAGAUAACGUGCUACUUGCCCCUGGUUGCCCCUGGAUGUGUUCUGGUCAUGGUUUGUGUGACAACGGACGCUGUGUAUGUGAUAAGGGGUAUGGAGGGGCACAUUGUGUGCCUCUGACUCCACUUCCCUCUCUGCUGAGAGAGGACUUCAACGAGAACUUACAGCAAGAGACCUGGCCCGAGGUGUACGGAGCGGAGAGAGGAACUCUGAGUGGAGAGCCUCUCAAGUCGGGGACUGCCCUCAUCUUCAAAGGGGAUGGUCUACGAAUGAUAGUGUCCCGUGAUCUGGACUGCACAAACACACUCUACAUUCAGUUCUCCUUCAAGUUCAUCACCAAAGGUGUUCCGGAGCGCUCCCACUCAGUGCUGCUGCAGUACUCGGUGAACGGAGGAAUCAGCUGGCUGCUUCUGGAUGAGUUUUACUUCCCAUCCUCUACAGACUCCCUGUUCCUCCACCUGCCACUGCCAACCAGCGCUCAGACAAACGCCACCCGCUUCAGACUCUGGCAGCCCUAUAACAGCGGUAAAAAGGAAGAGGUUUGGGUGAUAGAUGAUCUCAUCAUUGACGGCAGCUCCACACACAAUCCUCCUGUGCUGAUCGACAGCUUUGAAGAAGGUCCCAAUGAGUCGAACUGGCUGUUCUAUCCUGGUGGAAAUACUGGGCUUUACUGUCCGUACCAGAAAUCUGGCUUAGAGGAGGAUGAGUCAGCCAUGGUGUUCGUUUCCAGUGAGCUUGGAGAGCACUCCAUCACCACCAGGGACAUCGAUGUAAACGAGAACACCAUCAUCCAGUUCGAGAUUAACGUGGGCUGCACGACUGAGAGCUCCUCUUCCCACCCAGUCCGCCUUGAGUUUUCUCGGGACUUUGGUGCCACGUGGCACCUUCUGGUGCCUAUGUGUGCCGGUGGGCCUCAGCCCUCCUCGCUUUGCUCCACAGAGCUUCACCCUGCUAGCAUCUAUUUCCCUGGUACUACUCAGGGCUGGAGGAGGGAGGUCAUUCAUUUUGGCAAGCUCCGCCUCUGUGGAUCAAUUCGGUUCCGUUGGUAUCAGGGUUUCUUCUCAGCUGGUUCAAAUCCCCCAACCUGGGCAAUAGACGACGUGUACAUCGGGCCUCAGUGUCAGGACAUGUGCAAUGGUCACGGGGCUUGUGUGGGUGGCUCUCACUGUGUGUGUGACCCGGGCUACUCGGGACCUGACUGUUCUGUUCCUGACACCCCCAACCCUGAUUUCCUCAAAGACGACUUUGAAGGUGGGGCGGUGGACACGGAGCAUUUCAGACUCCUCAGUGGAGGCAAACCAUCCAGGAAAUGUGGCAUCAUGUCGAGCGGGAACCACCUGUUCUUCAGUGAGGACGGCCUACGCAUGUUAGUUACCAAUGACUUGGACCUGUCCAACGCCAGGUUUGUCCAGUUUUUCCUGCGUCUGGGCUGCGGCAAGGCACCCCCGGACCCUCGCUCUCAGCCUGUUCUGCUGCAGUUCUCCGUGGACGGAGGCCUGACUUGGGGACUCCUGCAGGAGUUUCUUUUCAGUAACAGCAGCAAUCAGGCUCGUCUGGUCGCCCUGGAGAUCCCGCUCCGUGCCCGCACCUCAUCUACUCGUCUUCGCUGGUGGCAGCCCUCAGAGAACGGGCAUUUCUUCAGCCCUUGGGUCAUAGAUCAGGUGGUGGUGGGCGGCAGUGCCAGUGGUUGGGGACCACUAGAAGAUGAUUUCUCCUCAAUUGAUGGGCGUUCUUGGCUCCUCCACCCUGGUGGCACCCGGAUGCCUGUUUGUGGUUCUGAUGGACCGGCUUUCGCGUUCAUUGAGAAGUCCAACACGCGCUACGCUGUUACCACCGACAUCAGCUUAAGUCCAGACUCUUUCAUCCAGUUUGACUUCUCUGCGUCGUGCUCAGUCACAAACUCUUGCUAUUCGGUUGAGUUGGAGUACUCCCUGGAUCUCGGUCUGAGCUGGCAGCCUUUGGUCAGAGAAUGUUUGCCUACGAGCCCCGACUGCUCCUCUUACACUCUGCAGCGGCUGCUGCUUUCUGACACCUACAACAAGUGGGGCCGUGUGACGCUGCCCAUUUCUCCACAUGCCAGAUCUCCAGCCACGAGGUUCAGGUGGUUCCAGCAGGCUCCCUUUGACAAGCAGCAGACCUGGGCUCUGGAUAAUCUCUACAUCGGAGACGGCUGUCCAGACAUGUGCUCGGGACAUGGACGCUGCCAGCAGAGCUCCUGCUUGUGUGACCCUGAGUGGAGUGGGGAGUACUGUGACGAGCCUGUGGGUCCUCUGCCCUCACAGUUAAAGGACAGCUUCAGUCGAGCUCCCUCCCUCAGUCACUGGCAGACGCUCACUGGUGGUAAACUCAGCACUGUGUGUGGAGCUGUGGCCUCUGGAGCUGCACUGCAUUUCAGCGGAGGCUGCAGCCGUCAGCUGGUGACAGUGGAUCUGAACCUAACCAGCGCAGAGUUCAUCCAGUUCUACUUCAUGUACGGCUGCAUGAUCCCACCCAGCAACCGCAACCAGGGCGUCCUCCUAGAGUACAGUUUAAACGGUGGAAUCAACUGGCAUCUACUGACAGAGAUCUUCUAUGAUUUGUACACCAAGCCUGGGUUUGUGAAUGUUUUGCUGCCCCCUGCUGCUCGGCAGGAAGGAGUACGCGUUCGCUGGUGGCAGCCGCAGCACGACGGCACCGACCACAGUGACUGGGCUAUAGAUAAUGUCCUGAUCGCAGGCUCAGACCCCCGAGCUCAGAUCUCUGACACAUUCGGAGGAGUGGCUUUGCCAAAUCAUGAGAGAGCCCCUGCAGACGAGACUUCAGGAAAGAUUGAUCAACCCAGUGAGCUGGAGGAAACCCCUUUAGUGAGUGAUAACUGGUUGUUCUCGGAGGACUGCUCAGUGCAGCGCUUCUGCAACUCUCCUGACGGGGUGAUGGUUUGUGGAAAUGAUGACGGGAGAGAGGUGUACGCCGUCACUCACGAUAUCAUUCCGGGCAAGGGAUGGGCCAUGCAGUUCAAGAUUGCUGUGGGUUGCAGUGUUCCGGAGCGCCACGCGGAUCGGCAAGUUCACGUUCAGUAUUCUGUGGAUUUCGGAGUUACCUGGAAGUACCUCGUUCCCCAGUGCCUCCCUGCCGACCCCCGCUGUGGUGGUCAGGUGUCCCAGCCGUCCGUCUUCUUCCCCGCUGAGGGCUGGAAGAGGGCGGUCUAUCCUCUACCCGACAGCCUGGCUGACACAGCUGUGCGGUUCCGGUUUUACCAGCAGCACUCUGAUAUCCAGUGGGGAGUGGAGAACUUCUACAUUGGGCCAGCCUGUGACAGCCAUUGUGGGGGGCAUGGGGACUGUCUGGAUCAGCGCUGCCUCUGUGACCCUGGAUUCACUGGACCCAACUGCUAUGCCAGCACUGCUCUUAAGGCAUCUCUGAAGGAGCGUUUUGACUGGGAGGGGGCAGCAGGCGCUCAGUGGGAGGUGCUUGAGGGCGGUAAACCCUGCACAGACUGCGGUGUUCUGGUGGAGGGCACAGCCUUGUACUUUGGAGGAGCCGGUGCAAGACAAGCCGUCACUGCCGACUUGGACCUGCGAGGCGCCAAGUUUGUGGAAUACUGGGCGAGGAUUGGAAGUGAAGACAACAUGACCAUGUGCCACCGUCCGACCUGCCGCAGAGAAGGGGUGCUUCUAGACUACUCUGUUGACGGAGGCGUGUCCUGGACUCUGCUGCAUGAGAUGGACUAUCUGAAGUACGUGUCCGUGAGGAGAGACUACAUCGUCCUGCCAGAGGGAGCUCUGACGAAUGCCACUCGCCUGCGCUGGUGGCAGCCUUUUACUAUUUCCUCUGGGCUGGCCACUCCAAGCCUUGAAAGAGCCCAGUGGGCCAUAGACAACAUCUUGGUGGGGGGGUCAGACAUCAACCCAUCCGCACUGUUCGAUACAUUUGACGAUGAGGGAGUUUCACACGAGGAGAGCUGGAGUUUCUACCCCAACGCUGUUCGAACGGCCGGCUUCUGCGGGAACCCCUCGUUCCACCUGUACUGGCCAAACAAGAACAAAGACAGGACACAUAACAUCCUUGCCACCCGAGAACUUAUUGUCCAACCUGGAUAUAUUUUGCAGUUCAAGAUCGUCGUUGGCUGUGAGGCAGACACGUGCGAAGACCAUCAUUCUGUCCUGCUGCAGUACAGGAAGGAUGCUAGGUCGGAUUCGUGGCAGCUGGUGCAGUCAGAAUGCCUCCCGUCUUCAAUAAACAACGUGGGCUGCUCUCCCUUCCAGUUCCACGAAUCCACAAUCUUUAGUCCAAUUAACAGCUCAACGUGGACCAGGGUCACCGUCCAGCUUCCAGACCAUGUCUCCUCAGGAGCCACUCAGUUCCGCUGGAUUCAAAAGGAAGGGACCGGAGAGAGGCUGAGCUGGGGCGUGGACCAUGUUUACAUCGGAGAAGCCUGUCCGGGACUGUGCAGCGGCCACGGCUACUGCACCAGUGGAUUAGUUUGCAUAUGCGAUGAAGGAUACCAUGGAGAUGACUGCUCCCUCUCCAGCACUGACCUCCCCAGCUCCAUCAAGGAUAACUUUGAGUCUGGUAGCAUGUCUCAGGAGAGCUGGCAGCUGAUCCAGGGUGGGGGAGUGGGCAGUGGCUGUGGGCAGCUGUCCCCACACGCCCACGGAGACUCACUUUACUUCAAUGGCUGUAAAAUGAGGCAGGCAGUUACCAAACCGCUAGACCUCACUAGAGCCAGCAAGAUCAUGUUCGUGCUGCAGAUCGGCAGCGUGGCGCAGACCGACAGCUGUAACAUAGCCUUGGAUCAAGCCGACACCGUGGAUCGAGCCGUCCUGCUCCAGUACACGGUCAACAAUGGAGUCAGCUGGCACGUAAUCGCCCAGCACCAGCCCAAAGACUUCAUAAAGGCUCAGAGAGUCUCCUACAACAUUCCACUUGAAGCCAGGGUUAAAGGAGUGAUGCUGCGGUGGUGGCAGCCCCGGCAUGAAGGUGCGGGACAUGACCAGUGGGCCUUGGACCAUGUGGAAGUAGUUCUUGUCAGCACGCGUAAGCAAAACUACAUGAUGAACUUUGCCAGACAGACCGGCAUGCGUCACUACUACAGCCGCAAGCGGCGGGCACUGCGGCAGCAGCAGCGCGCCUGAAGGAGUGGGAGGAACCCGCCAAUCACACAUCAACAUGCCUCGUACAUCCUCGUCGCCCUGUUGAGACCCGUCCACCGGUGGAUUCCAAUCAGCCUCAGACGCCCCCCCCCUUCACCCGUCCAAUCACUACUGCGCUCCAGCCAAACCACACACAUCAGCGGGAAUGAAACUAAAGGAGUAAAGAGGCCAUAUUGUCCCAAAGGAUGGUCAGGGCUUUUUUUGGGUUGUUUUGUAAUCGUUGCUGUCGUUCCUCUGAUUCCCACCUUCCCCCAUCUUUUUUCCUGCCACACUGUGAAACUAAAGAGAUAAAACAUCACUGCUGAACUUACCAGCUGAUUUGAGGAGAACCCACCCCCCCCUCAGUUCUACUGAGCCACUGGGAGGGGAGGAGGAGGACCACUCCACCGCAGCCGAACCAGUACGCCAGGAGAGAGACACAAUGAUACUGGCUAUUAAGAGGAAUAACAGUGAUGAAGAUAUAAAAAAAAAAAAAAAAAAAGUAUUGUGUUCUUGGUGUUCUGUGUGUCUGUGGGUUCUUUUUGUGAUGAGUUGACUGUGGUGUUUUGUUUGUUUGUUUGUUUGUUCCUUUUUCUACUAAUUUGUAUGCUUUUAAGGGGGGAGGUGGCGGGUUGGGUUUCCUUUCCCUCGUUCGUUGGAUCAGGAGUGGGCAGGACACAAGAGGCCCAAACAACACGGAGGAGGGACAAAGGAAAGAUUUGCACGGCGGCGGAAAAAGGGAAAAUAUAUCUAAAAGAAAAAAAAAAGAAAAAAAGGACUGGUUAACAAGUUUUUUAAAUCAUUUUUUUUAUAUAUGUUGGUUCCUGAAAAUACAGAUAUUUAUGGUAAAUGGUUCUUCACGUAACCUAUUUAAGAUGCACUGUGCGUGAAAUCUGUAUGUUUUUUAGUUAUGUUUUUUUUUUUUAGUGUUAAGUUAUUAGACAGUUGAGUCGGGCUCUCGGACUGCAUCAUCUCCCCUCUUCUUUCACUCUCCUCCUCUCUUGUGCUGUUUCCCUUCCCUUCCAUCCUCUCUCUGCUGAUUUCUGAAACCUGGAGGUGAGGCUCUAUCAGUGUUGUUUUUUGAAGUCUGUGUAAUAUGGACCCUCUGCCCUCAAUGUAACUCCAGUAUAGCAAUCUCCUGUAAAUAUAUAUACACGUAUAUCCACUAUGGGGAGACCCAGCAGCCUUAUUCAAGGGAAAUAAAGAACUGUCCAAACCUCAAACUGUG